This is a messenger RNA of Branchiostoma belcheri (Belcher's lancelet), 1559 nucleotides long. RefSeq names its product ficolin-2-like. The record is from RefSeq and is a predicted model, not a curated record. Bases 11 to 1225 code for a protein of 404 amino acids. The transcript has 6 exons. NCBI's taxonomy places the organism in Eukaryota, Metazoa, Chordata, Leptocardii, Amphioxiformes, Branchiostomatidae.
UCGCGUCGCCAUGAUGAUUCUUUCCAUCGUCGUCCUCUUCCUGCUGCACCAGUUCAGUUCUUCAACAGCCCAACUCGGUUCGGAGGAUCCUGCUGGAUGGACUGUGACUGAUGUUGGAGAACACGGUGUCUUGACCGGAUCGUGUCUGGCAUAUGGAGAACUUCUCCAGUACUUAACUAGACAGGACAAGCUGGAGAGCGAGUUGGAGGGACUAAAGAACGAGACUCAGCAAUGCUGUGGGGGGCAAUGGGCGUCCUUUGACAGUCUACAGCUCAACCUCAAUGACCAGUCCAUCGUCCUCCAGCAACAACAGGCCACAAUUCAACAACUACAAGCGACAGUGGAUGACCAGGUUAACGCGAAUCAACACCAGCAAACCACCAUGCAACAACUACAAACAACCGUGGAUGAACAGGUUAACAUAAAUCAACACCAGCAGACCACCAUGCAACAACUACAGACAACAGUGGAUAGCCAGGUCAACGUCAUACAACAACAACAGACCACAAUUCAACAACAACAGGCGACAAUACAGCAGAUGGAUGCGCUUCUCACAGCAGUCUCAGACAAGCUGAACGGCCCCCGUGACUGUAUGGAACUGUUGGCGACUGGACACGAUACCAGCGGUGUGUACACCAUCUACCCUGAUGGAGGAGGGAAAAGUCCUGUUCACGUCUACUGUGACAUGGACACUGACGGGGGUGGAUGGACGUUGUUCCAAAAGCGCCAAGACGGUUCGGUCAACUUCUACCUAGACUGGCAGGCGUACAAGACAGGAUUCGGUGACCUCAGGGGAGAGUUCUGGCUAGGUAAUGACAAUCUCCACCGUCUGACGGCCCAGGAUGUGUACGAACUGAGGGUGGAUCUGGAGGACUUUGAAGGAAACACGGAAUACGCCAAGUACAACAUCUUCAGGGUGGAGGAUGAGGUGCACAAGUACAGGCUCACUGUGGAAGGGUACAGCGGCACUGCAGGUGAUGGCCUGACCUAUCACAAUGGCAUGUACUUUUCCACAAGGGACAGGGAAAAUGACAUCCACAGUACUGAUCACUGUGCUCAAGUGUACAAAGGUGCAUGGUGGUACCGUACCGGCCACCAUGCAAACCUGAACGGCCUGUACCUGGUUGGGACUCACCAGUCUCUCGCAGAUGGUGUCAACUGGGUGCCAUGGAAGGGUCUGCAAUAUUCACUGAAAACUAGUGAAAUGAAAAUCAGACCAAAUUAGGCUGACAUUUAUGCAUCGUCAUGGCCAGCAUGAGGACUAGCAUCCAGGUCCUCACGGACAAUAAAAUGAGUACAGAGAGAAAUAAAACACCAAGGUGGACUUGUGUGAAUAGCCUACUUUGUUGAUAGUCUUGAAGUAAAAUAAACAACACCAUUACUUGUCAAUAUUUACGACAGGCGUCCCGCAACUUACUAACUUAUCUCCUUAAAUGUAAAUAAAGAAUACUCCUCAAAUAUGUUUGACCUCCACAGACGGUCCCGUAUACAAAGAACAAACAUACUAGUAACUCACCCCUUGAGAACACCACAGGUGUUUCUGCGCUGUCUUUACGUAA